AGUGCGGGGCUUUUUUUUUCGCGGGAAGCGGUCAGUGGCGGGAAGGAAGGCGGGAACUCGCGCCGACUGCAAGAUUUGGCGCCACUUCGCAGUCCUCUUUCGCUCGUGUUUCGACGUUCGAUGUAACGUUGGCUUGGUGGGUUCCGUGUUUGUUUGUUUACCAAAACUGUUUCGAACGUAAACCUUUGCAAAAUGGUACGGACGAAGGGAGACAGCGCUUCGAAAGCCGUGGGUGCCAAGGCACCCUCGAAGGCCAUGAGAAGUCCAGGAGCCUCGUCAUCGCGAGCCGGGUCAUCUAGCAGCUCUAAGAACGCAAACGACAGGUACAGCGGUGGCAAUGCCUAUUGCCCACGGCCCACCCCUCCGUGGCAGAAGGAGAUCACAACUUUCUUCACAGCCAAGCCCAAGGAACCAUCUGGGAGCAGCGAAUCGGGAGAGGGGUCGUCCACUCAAGCUGAUGUACACAGCGACCAAGAGUGACCCUGGCAGACUGCCUUUUUUCUGAUCAAAGCAUCAGUGGACUGUUGACAAUUUUGCAUGCAUGAAUUUCAUUCGGCUUUUGUUUAAGCGUUGGUGAACCCUAGAGGCUUGCUCAUACACUUGCGACUGACUUUGACAGAGCCAGUUUUUAAGGCGCUUGUGAAAGCUUACAGCGGGCUGCGUAGCAGCAAUGCUUAAAAACCAGUUGCAUAGGAGUCGGUCGGAAUCAAUUGCAAGUGUGCAAACCAUCCUUAAAGGUCGAUGAUCAGAAUCUGACCAUUAGCAUGAACCACCUUUAGAGCAGAUGUGGCAGGGUUCUCGAAAGGGUGCCAGCAAGUGCUGGUACCAGUUAACCUCUAAAGAAAAGCAUGUUUAGUUCUUCAUUUUUGUUGUGCAGGAAGUGGUGAAUAAUGCAGCGUUGUAAUUGCUAUACUCCGUUCACCUUUAAGCUGAAACUUGAAGCUCCGCCUUCAGCGUGAGCUCACUGGCUUCCGCUAUGCUUUGGUUGCACGUGCCUUUGCAUUCACACUUAGCAUGUUGAAGGCAGAGCUUCUAGUCUCAGCUUAAGGGUGAACAGAGCAUAGCGUCCUCCCAGUUGCAGAGUGGAGCCAAUUUAUUGUGUACUGUGUUGGGCUGGGUUUGAGCUGCUGGGAUUUGACCUACCUUGUCCAAUUCAAAAGCCUGACUUUGGGAACUGUGUUAAUUAUCUUUGAAUAUUAAAGUUAAUGGAAGGCAAAUGAACUUUGACAAACAUGAUGGUGCUGACUUACCUUUAGCAUUGUUUCUAUGGGAAACCAAUUUUCGUUUCAUGCACUCUAAAUCAAGCCUGUGUAUUUGCCUUCCUGCAGAACAGAUGGGGAGCCAAUCAUUGCCAACUAUGAAAGGACUUGAGCAAGUGGCAAUGCUCAAAACAGGAAGAGGCCUUCAAAGCAUGCUGUUAGGGGCAAUGAGCAUGAUGUUUGUUGCUUGUGCUUUGAAGCACAUCUUUUUCUAAUUUGUAUCAAUCUCUUGUGCUUUCCAUACAGCGAUUUUGGCUUAGUCUGUUAUUUGUUGGAGCUGUCAUAUCAUCUCAUGUUGGCCAGUCCUUGCUUCAACGUUUCAUUACAAUAGCACUAAAUAUUUCGUCUUUCUUCCUUUUUUUUUUUUUUUUUUUUUGCAGAGAGAAUUUGCGUGAAUGUUUUGAAGUUUCGACGUUGUACAUACCUGUCAAGUGUGGAUGUUUUUAAUAAAAGGAAUGGAAUGCUA
Messenger RNA from Ixodes scapularis (black-legged tick), 1725 nucleotides. Its product is annotated as PCNA-associated factor. Lineage: Eukaryota; Metazoa; Arthropoda; Arachnida; Ixodida; Ixodidae. Gene Ontology annotation, biological process: regulation of cell cycle; translesion synthesis. The transcript has 3 exons. Gene Ontology annotation, molecular function: chromatin binding. The record is from RefSeq and is a predicted model, not a curated record. Gene Ontology annotation, cellular component: nucleus. The coding region runs from base 193 to 480 and encodes 95 amino acids.